AUGCAGUCUCAUGCACCGGAAGAGGCGGAGCAUACGGCUGGGCUAUGCACGCAUAGAGUGUGCAUGAAGAGAAACGGAACGAAUUUCCAUGCACCUGUGCGCAUCAUGCAAGAAACGGAACGCACCCUAAGAUUCGACUAUGAAUUCCGGCCUAAGAAUCAAGCCUGGAUAGAGCUAUUAGAUUCCUUGAAAAUCGACCCAUGGGGCCGACCAUUCAAGAUAGUAUUAAAUAAGAUUAAAGGACUUAAGGCUCCUUUAACACAAACCUUGGACAAAAAGAUAUUAAAGGUCAUUAUAACGUAUCUGUUUCCGAAUGGAAAUACAAUUACUGAUGAGGAACUAAUAAAUGUAGCCAAACAUACUAGUAACAAAAAAGCCCCUGGACCAGAUGGCAUACAUGGUUCGAUUAUAAAAAAGACUCUAAUACCUCUAUCAGGACAUUGGAAAAUAUGCAUCAAUGCAUACCUGAGGGACGGAAUUUUUCCGAAUUACUGGAAGAGUGCUAUGCUUACCUUGAUUAAAAAGCCAGGCAAACCAGAUGGUACGCCGUCAUCUUAUAGACCUAUCUGUCUAAUCAGCGAAGCUGGCAAGUAUCUAGAAAGAAUAAUUAGUAACAGAAUUAUCACUUACCUUGAAAAAGCAGGGGAGCUUUCAGACUUCCAAUAUGGUUUCCCGAAAAGAAGAUCCACAAUAGACGCUAUAGGAAGAGUCAAAAGUAUCAUAGAUGAAUACACCUCAGAGGAUAAAAUAGUAUUUAUGAGGAUUCAUGAGGCGGCUAAAAACAAAAAUCUGCCGACAUAUUUGCGCAAAAUGCUAUUCGCAUAUCUAAGUAAUAGAGUACUAACCUACUAUAAUUCUGACGGAAAGAAAAUGGAGAAAAAUUUGACAUGUGGAGUGCCACAAAGAUCUGCAUUAGGGCCGGUUCUGUGGAUAAUGGCUUUCGACAGAGUUCUAAACUUUACCGGAGGGGACACGGAUACAAAUACUGCCAAACGAAAAGCAGAAUUAGCGUUGGAUAUGGUAUACUUAGAAAUAACCAGGUUAAGAUUGAAGAUUGCGACCAAUAAGACUGAUGUGGUGGUGUUCGCCAAAAAACAGCCGCAGGAAUACGUAGGUAUAAAGGUUAGGAUUGAGAUUGCUCACUCGGUCCUAAUGUAUAGCGCUCCUAUCUGGGGAAGCAAGAUAUACAAAGACAAAAAGAUAAAGCAGGAAUUCAGAAGGCUACAGCGUUUACUCGCAGUAAAAGUAGUGGCGGGAUACCACACAAUAGCGUAUGACGCAGCAAUAACAUUGGCCAGAUUACUCCCUGCAGACAUACUGGCCAAGAAAUUGUGUAGCAUAUACAAUAGAAUACAAGCAAAUAGAAAUAUAGACAUUGAAAUUACUAUACUAGGUAAAAAGAUGAUUAGAGAAGAAGAAAACAAAACAAUAGCGGAUUGGAAAUCUAGGUUAGAAAAACUAGGACCUAAUGCUCCUGGGCGAAGGAUACGUGAGGCGAUUCUACCCAAUAUUGAACUAUGGUAUAAUAGGGGUGGUGGAGACCAGUUAACCUUCAGGUUAACGCAAGUCCUAACUGGUCAUGGUAGCUUCAGCCAUUUCUUGUUUAGAAUAAAUCGCAAUGUUUCGCCACAUUGUAGGCAUUGCGGAGCGGACAUAGACGAUGCUCACACUCUAACGUCGUGCAAUGAGUGGGAUGAGCAUUGUUCUGAAUUAAAAAGGGUAAUAGGUGAGGACUUAACCCUCCAAACAGUUAUAACGGCCAUGUUGACUAUUGAGGAUGGCUGGAGUGCCAUGAUCCGUUUCAGCGAAGCGGUAAUGUCUAGUAAAGAGGAGGAGAAGAGAGGGAGUAUGGAUCGUUCGUAUCUGGGGCUUAGCGCUCUCCCACUCCCGAGCUACCUUAAGGAUUGGCUGGUCUCCGUUACCAACACACAUAAAUAUAACAAGAUUCUUCGCUUGAAAUCCCGUUGCGGUCAGUUAAGAGGAGAAUUUGUUCUCCAAGGAUCGUUUCUUGGGGGGUUUCUACUGAUGAAAUGGCCAAAGCCAAUGCCAGAGAAACCCCUAAAACAAAUCCGAGGUAGAGUAGACGACUGGGUAAGGGUUUUAGUGGGUAGGCUACACCGGCACUGGUUGCGACUGGGAACUGGUGUAGAAUACCACACUACCUGGGAGUACGGGCUCCCGGGUGUCUUUUGA
Messenger RNA from Monomorium pharaonis (pharaoh ant), 2193 nucleotides. RefSeq lists its product as uncharacterized. The coding region runs from base 1 to 2193 and encodes 730 amino acids. The record is from RefSeq and is a predicted model, not a curated record. NCBI's taxonomy places the organism in Eukaryota, Metazoa, Arthropoda, Insecta, Hymenoptera, Formicidae. The transcript has 7 exons.